Messenger RNA from Haliotis rubra (blacklip abalone), 5397 nucleotides. Its product is annotated as antiviral innate immune response receptor RIG-I-like. Gene Ontology annotation, cellular component: cytoplasm. Bases 387 to 2465 code for a protein of 692 amino acids. The transcript has 16 exons. NCBI's taxonomy places the organism in Eukaryota, Metazoa, Mollusca, Gastropoda, Lepetellida, Haliotidae. The record is from RefSeq and is a predicted model, not a curated record. Gene Ontology annotation, molecular function: ATP hydrolysis activity; ATP binding; nucleic acid binding.
AGAGCUAGGCGCGAGAGAUAUACGUGCCGCUAUGGCAGAGGCGGCAACAGAUAAUUCUGUGAAUACAGAAUAUGCAAAUAACACCGCCUUUCUUGUGGAGAAUGUUGACAUAUAUCGGGAAAUGAUCAUCAGGAAGGUUCGAUGUGGUUCCUUCAUCGGACGCAUGUGUUUCCCUGAAAGCUUUGGGGCGAAAAUCGGAGACAUACUGGAGAAUGAAAACAUGGAUCGACAGAUGAAAGCUACGACUAUAUUCCUGGACUACCUCAAGGAACGGAAGGAUCCCCGGGACUAUCAGCUGUUUAUGCAACUGCUGGAACAGAAUGGUUAUGAAGCCUUAGCAGGAUUCCUGAAGGGGAGAACCGGAUCUCGACAAAGAUGCAGACCACAUGAGACUCUUGAAGUUCUUUGUUGAGGACAUCAGUAACAAAAUAGAUGUUGAGGCUCUCUAUCCGUGCCUUGUUCAGGACAACUGGUUGGAUGACGAAGAUGCUCACCGCCUGAGAAACAUAGCUGCAACAACAGGUAGGAUCCCUGCAGCCCGGUGGCUGGUUCUGAUGAUCCUUCCUCGCCGCAAGCGUCACUGGCUCAAACUGUUUCUUCAGCUUCUACGGGAUCAUGGCUUCGACGAACUUGUUGAAUGGAUCGAAGGAGAUGUCAGUAGUCCAGGCUGUCCUGACAGUAGCAGUUCUCCUGAUGACGACACAAGAAGCGAUGGCACAUGUUCAAUGGAUACCUUGUCAGCUUCAGGUGAUGCAUACAGCUUCGAAAACAAUUUGGAUCCCAACCCACACGAAGACCAAAGUCUUCAUCAGUUUACGUAUCUUGAGAAAACGGGACCAAAACGUGGCGACCUUCCAGGACUCCCCCGUAAGGAUAGACGCAUGGUUGACAAGUGGGCCGAGAAGACUUUAGACAUACCAAGAGACAUUGACGAUGGGAGUGUGGUUUCAAGCAUCGAGGACAACGCACUCCAAGACCUCAACGAGUAUGACUUUGUUUCACAUGACCUAAUGGAGACACGAGCUAACGUAAUCAAACCUCUCGAAAACCGACCUUACCAAGACGAAUUGGUGAAUGCAGCAGCCGACGGGAACAACGUCAUCAUUGUAGCACCUACUGGAUGCGGAAAGACAGUGGUGGCUCUCAGAAUCAUGCAGGAGCACCUUGAGAAGAAGCAAGGUCUCGGGAAAGUUGUCUUUUUUGCCAAUGAGGUUACGCUUGUGGACCAGCAGUAUGAGAUGUGUAAAGGACAUAUAGAAGACUCGAUCAAGAUCGAAAUGAUUGUUGGGGAAACAAAAGGAAAGAGCAAAAUACCCAUUGGGGAUUUUAUCAGACAAACUGACCUCUUGUUCGUGACACCACAGAUCAUUGUAGAUGCCAUUGCAGAUAAAGCCAUCGACUCCUUGUCGAUUUUUACCCUUCUUGUGUUUGACGAGUGUCACCAUGUGUUGUCCAAUCACCCUACCAACAGGGUCAUGACUAAAUACCUCGACCUCAAACUGGAAGGAAUGGCAUCUUUGCCACAGGUGGUUGGGCUCACAGCAUCCGUUGGAGUAGGGAAGAAGAAGGAAGCAACGUUAAAGAAAGGAGCUAUCAGUCACAUCAGAGCCCUGUGUGCCACACUGGAUGCUACAGGGGGCUUGGUGACAGUGAGGAGGAACAAGGAGAAUCUAGACGAAUACACCCAUUUCGUGGAGACAGCUAUCAAGAUGACAAAGGAACGACCGUCCGACCCCUUUAAGCAAGCCGUGGAGGCCAUUAUGGCGGAGAUUGAAACACGUAUGACAAGUCAGGAGCCCUACCUUGGAUUUGAUAGAGAGGACGAACCACUUGGAGGCAGGUUUAAGGCAUCUGCAAUCAGAGGUACAAUGACAUACCACCAAUGGCUCAGUAAGCUGUACUAUACCGUUAUUCCUGCCAUAAGAAGUGCCAGCUUUCGUCGUUCGUUCAUCACAUGUGUUCAGCAUCUCAUCAUAUAUAACCAGUCGUUAUUCAUCAACCAACAUUGCCGAGCUCGCGACGGGAUGCUUGUCAUUGAGAAGGCCUUCGGUGACAGUGUGGCGAAUGUCGGAUGUGAUACAGAGAAUUGGCUCAACGGACUGUACAAAGAAAAUCGAUGGAGGCUUGAAGCAGAAUCGAAAUCCCAUGCAUUCUCGAACCCACGCCUGAUCUUACUGAAGCUGGAAGUGAUGAAUCAAGUAAAAAAGAAUCAGACUUCAAGGAUUUUGAUUCUUGUGAAAUUGCGUUCACUCGCUGGCGCCCUCUGUCGAGUGUUGACUGAGACCACGGAGACUAAACAUCUAAACCCGGUGAUCGUCACAGGCUGUGGAGCACCAAGUGAUGCAGGAGGCAUGACCCGUCCUCAGCAGAUUGAAGCUGUAAAAGCUUCAAGUGGGGCACAAGUCGUGUGGCAGUUGCAACUUCUGUGGCUGAGGAGGGAAUGGACAUCACGACGUGCAGUCUAGUCAUCAGAUACGAGUAUGUGUCUGACGAGAUAGGGAUGAUCCAAGCAAGAGGUCGAGCAUCGCGUGUUGAGGAUGGCACGUACUGUCUCAUAACCGGGAACCCUUUGUUGGCGAGACAAGAAGAAACCAACGCCGUGUUGGAGACCAUUAUGAAUGACGCAGUUGAUGCCUUACAAAAGGAGCUCGACGAAGAUCCCGCCACCUUCCGUCAGUCGAUAGAUCAAAUCCAAAGGAAGCAAAAACUUGAGAGAGAGCGACAAAAAAGUACUUUCUCUAAAGGGUCCGAAAAGCCUUGCGACAUAUCGACUCAAGUGCUUCAAAUGCGAUGUGUACAUAUGUGACUCGUCUGAUAUACGAAUUGUGAACUCGUGUCAUCAUAUGGUGGUGACGUCCAAUAUUGGCAAGUUAAUCACAGUGAAAAGUAAGAAAUCCAUUGUGAUUGACGACUUAAAGAAGGUCAGUAAAAUUCACUGCAAGAAGUGCAAUCAUGAGUGGGGCUCUGGGAUGGUGUACAGGGAUGUCAAAUGGGUUGUGUUGGCCAUUAAAAAUCUAAUGGCUUACGACAGUCGUAAUAAGCAACAUCAUCGCAAGGUAUGGAAGGACGCGCCCUUCGACUGUUUGGAAAUGACGGAUCACGACAUACAGACUUACAGAGAAUCAUUUUGAGUGAUAAAAUAUUUCUUAAAUGAACAUGCUCAACCAGAAUUCAUCGAUGCGUUUAUACUUGGAUCUUGAAUUUGUUGCGUGUGUACAGUAAUGUUUAUCAUUCAGUUGCCUACCACAUGAAACAACACAAUCUGAACUUUUCAACUGCGACACUUCAUGUCGUUUCAGACUGUAAAUAGUUUGUCUUCUCAAAUCUUGAACUGUUUUGCAGUCUUCAAUUAUCAUUGGGCAAGAUCCACAUCGAAAUGUGUGACGUUCUGUUGCACCUGAAAGGAAUUGUUUGAGAUGUACUUGUGCGUAGAAGUUUACCCUCACAUGCACGUUAAACCGGAGCUACUGAUUCGCAUUUCAUCAGUUUGUUUGCUAUUCGACGCCACACUCAGCAAUAUUCAAGCUAUAUAUUGACGAAUAAUCGAAUAUGGUCCAGGCAAUCCAGUGACUGACAUCAUGAACAUCGAUCUACGCAAAUGGGAUACGAUGGCAUGUGCCUUACGACCACCAUGGGCUGCUGAAGACCAAUUAUAACCCGAAUCCUCAAGGGUGAUGCGUGUGCCUGUGCGUAUGCGUGGUGCGUGUGCGUGUGCGUUUUAGUGUGUUAGCUCACAUAAAAUAGGGAUUGUGUAUGGAGUUUGUAUGUAUUCAGAAUAAUUCACUUGUAUAGCGCCUAAGUUCCAGGCUAGGCCUGCUCAACGGCGCUUUUGAGGAAAGCAGUGGAAAAAGUUAUUGGCUAAACCAAAAUAUUUUUAGAGACUUUUAGGAUUGAACAGAGUCAGCAGAUUUGAUGUUCAUUGGGAUGGAGUUCCAGAGUCGAGGAGCAUAUACAUAGAAGGCAUUUUCAGCGAGUUGAGUAAAUGUUGAUGGGAUGGAGAGUUGCUGCUUGGUUGAGGAUCUGAGAGUUCUUGCGGGCUGGUACAGAUUAAGAAGGUUUUUGAGAUACUGUGGUGAGGAGUCCACAUUAAGUGUGGAGUACGUGAGAAGAAGACGUUUGAAGACGUUGUUGUAAUGUCAAAGAAAACUUGUUUCGUAUAUAAUUAUUACAGGAUAACGUAUAUAUGCGUUAAAAUGUAUUUCACUACGAACCUAUUUCAGAUGGAAGAUAAUUGAAAUACUAUUAAAAGGAGCAAUCGUAUAGUGUUCACUUUGGGGUAGGUUCGUUUCAGUCUCUUACCACAGUGGAAUGGAGGAGGCAUGCUUUUACCACCAUACCUAUAAGUAGGAUUUAACAAAAGGUUUCAAGCUUUCCAGCCUAAAAGUUAAUAUCGAAUGGCCAGAAUGUCUAGAUUUGGAAAAUUCUUCAAAGAGUGAGCGAGUAUAGUUUUACUCAGCUUUUAGCAAUAUUCAAGCAAUAUCACGGAGCUGAUGUGAGGAAUCGAAUCCGAGUCUUAAGCAUGACGAGCAAACGCUUUAACCACCGCCCACCGCCCAUCGCCCACCGCCCGCCCACGCCUCACCUUCCCUAUUCUUCUAAAGAAUGUCAUUUCAAGCUUAAUUAAAGGGUCACAGGAUAAUAUAACUAAACAAAUGUGUUUGAGGAAUGUACAUGUGUUGGUGUGAUUAUCAGUAAGAUUAUGUCAUGUCAUGUAGUUUUUGCAAUACAGUUGUGUUUGGUAUUAUUGUGAAACAACUUCAGAAUUAAGGCUGAUCCGUGCGUUUUGGGAAACGAUCAAAUGAAGCGUCCCAUAAAUAUCACUAUUUCGGGGCAUGCCUCGAAAUGAACUAGUGAUUGAAUGGGUUCAGAUGCCACAUCACGCAUCGUAGAAAUGUCAGGAACUUAAUAUUUGACGUGACAGAUUCUGUGCAUUAACAUGCAGGCUACCUCAGCACACGUAGAAAGGUAGACAUGAUCCCAAGUAUUUGCUAGAAAUACUAAAUGAUAGGGCGGGAUAUCAAUAUUGUUAGUGAAAACCAUAAUACUUAUAUUGUGAUAUUGUUAGACUCAACGACUGGAGAUGGCGAUUAGCAGUUGGACCUACUACCAUUCUCGCGGUAAUUCUAUGAAAUGGCUGAGAAACAUGUUUAAUCAUUUCAGGUACAUACUUGUAGUUGAUGUCGUGACACUGUCCUGGCUGUGGUUUUACUGGUUUACCAGGAGAAAUCAUUACGUAUACAAUCUACAUACAUGAAUUGUUACUUUUCUUUUCGUAUAUCUUCAUGUAUUAUAUUCUAUUUAUGAAUUGUAACUUGUUUUUCUCCAACAAAAUUUGUUUGAAACAUUGUAAUUAUAAGAGGAGCCAGUAUAUAUUGAAAUAAACUUCUGUAACACAAA